GAUAACGAGAAAGAAGGAGCACUAAUUUUCCCGCCUAAAUGACUCUCAGUUUGUAGGGAAAUGUGCGAGUAGGCCCAAAUGUUUGUCGAACGCCCGAAAGAGGAAGUUUAUGACAUCAUAUCAACAGAGAGGGUACUAAUUCUAGUAUCACUGGAUGUUGAUGCGCUAUGUGCAUGCAAGAUACUUCUAUGGUUGUUCCAGAGAGACCAUGUCCAAUACACAGUUAUUCCGAUUGAAGACGUCACUGGCCUUAAGACAGUGUACGAACAACACAAAGACCAAGUGAAGCACUACUUUUUGGUGAACUGUGGUGCUACUUUUAACGUCAGCGACGGUUUGGACCCAGACGAAGAAGCUAUUUUCUACAUAGUAGAUAGCCAUCGUCCGUUUGAUUUGGAUAACGUAUACAAUCAAAGUCAGGUCAAAAUAUUGAUAAAAGAUGGUGAUACAUUCGAUGAAAUUCCAGAUUUUGAAAAAGUUUACGAUAGCCAGGAUGUACAUAGCUCGGAGCAGGAAGACGACGAUGAUUUAGACCAAAACACUAAAGAUUUGGAACCAUCUUCUAAACGUCAACGAACCAAUGAAGGCUCGUAUCUAAGCAAGAACGCUAGAAAAAGAAAAUGGGAACAGGAAAGAGAAAAGAUCCUUUUUCAAUACUACGAGUAUACAUUUUAUGGAACGUCAUCUGCGGUUGUCAUGCAUGAGUUGGCCUGGAAAAUGAGUAAAGAUAAUAACGACCUGGUCUGGUGGGCCACCAUUGGCCUUACGGAGCAGUAUGUGCAUGAAAAGGUCCUGAGGGAAACAUACGUCAGCAACGCUGCCAGCCUUCAUGAACAUAUCCUAAGAUUGAACGUAAAUGAGCAAGAUUCUUCUUCAUCUAUAAGUUCUCUCAGGCUCUCCUACGAAGACGAUCUUGGGAUUACUUUGUACAGACACUGGUCACUUUUCGAUAGCAUUUGCAACACAAGAUACACUGCAUGCAAGUUUCGAAUUUGGACAAUGAAAGGGCAGAAGAAGUUACAUGACUUUUUAGCUAGUCUUGGGCUGCCCAUUAUUCAGUGCAAGCAAAACUUUUCGUCAAUGGAUGUUCAGCUCAGAGGUGAUGUCAAAGAUCUAAUAGAGGAAAACUGCAAGAAAUUCGGAGUUGAAGAUAUCAGCUGUCCGUCAUUUACUGCCCAAUAUGGUUUCCGAAAUAAGUUUUGUGCAGCUGAUAUUGUUUCCGCUGUUAGUGCCACGUUAGAAGAUGGGAGUGACAGCAAAAGUUAUUCGGAUAAUUUCUUGGAAGCCCUCGACGUUCUUUCUAGAAAUCAAGUGGAUAAACUUCAGUCAGCUCUGGAACUUGCAAAGCGCCAGACGGAGGCGAUGGUUGAUCAGGUGCGCUCAUUCAUAGACAUGCACCAAACUGUAUGUGCCGGCCCAUUUUUGUAUGCUCACGUGCAGGAGGGCACUCCAAAUGCACACCAGUUUGCCAGACCAACAAUCAUCCAAAAGCUAGCACGAUUCACGCUUCACGCCUACUCAGCCAUGACAAAGAGGAAAAAGACAAAAAAUCUUCCGUUCAUUCUUGCUGUGCCACGUGAGAACGAUGAAGGUACCUGCCUUUUGACUGGUGUUCCCCCAAUUGGAGAGGAUUUUACUCGCAAUUUUUUUGGGGCUGCAUUCGAUCAUGCAGCUGAAAAAACAAAAGCACGCACAAAUCAAGAUUACUUUGAUCCAACAGUUAUUGAAAUGAAGAGUGAAGACCGGAGCAAGUUUUUUGAUGCUCUUUCUGCAUUACUUGUCUAACAACAGUGGCAGAAGGGAACAAGUUACAGAAGGGAUCCAAUGUAAAUAGUUACCAAAAUAAAUACCACUAUUUAGCAUCAUAAGCGAUACUUUUUUUUAAAAAUCUGGCAUCAUUA
This is a messenger RNA of Rhopilema esculentum, 1901 nucleotides long. Lineage: Eukaryota; Metazoa; Cnidaria; Scyphozoa; Rhizostomeae; Rhizostomatidae. The record is from RefSeq and is a predicted model, not a curated record.